GACCUAUUUUUCCUUGUUUUAUUUUCCAAAAUUUGCCAAUAGCAAUGGUGGACGGUUUCAUUUUUCAUAUUUUAGACAUUUUCAAGGAAUAAAGACGUCAAAAAAUGAGAUUUGGGCUUCAAAGAUCUUUCGUAAAAGUUGGCGAAUUGAUUUGGAGGUCAAAGAUACAGUGAGGAGGUGAUUGUCGGCCAUUUUGACAAAAAGGUGAGGUUGGAGCUCAUUGCCGAGAUGAAUUAAUUCGGGGGGAAUUGCUGGAAUUUUAAGGCAUUUUCUUACCUCUGCCGAAGUAUUACCUCUGAUUUCUUUUUCUGAGGCUUGUGACACUCUUGGUCAACCAUGUCCGUUCUUCAGGCAUUGGAGGAGAAGCUGUCUAAGAUGCCUACCCCUAUACGGCUCAAGGAUCUGAUAAGGAAUAUCCGUGCAGCACGUACGGCUGCCGACGAGAGGUCUGUGAUCCAGAAAGAGCUGGCCAUUAUUCGCAACUCCUUCCGCGAUGAGGACAACACGUACCGCUGCCGCAACGUGGCCAAGCUGCUCUACAUCAACAUGCUGGGCUACCCCGCCCACUUUGGACAGCUUGAAUGUUUGAAACUCAUAGCGUCCCCCCGUUUUACGGAUAAGCGCAUUGGCUACCUGGGAGCUACCCUCUUAUUGGAUGAGCGGCACGAUGUUCAUUUACUUAUGACCAACUCCAUGAAAAAUGACAUGGAUCACAACACCCAGUACAUAGUAGGCUUAUCACUAAGUUGUUUUGGCAGUAUCUGCUCACCAGAGAUGAGCAGAGAUCUAGCCGGCGAGGUGGAAAAACUUGUCAAAUCCUCCAAUGCCUACAUCAAGAAGAAGGCUGCUUUGUGUGCUGUAAGAAUCAUCCGAAAGGUCCCUGACCUCAUGGAGAUGUUUAUACCUGCUGUACGCUCACUUCUUAAUGACAAGAAUCAUGGUGUUCAACUAACGGCAGUGGUUCUCAUCACAGAAAUGUGUUCCCGGAGCCCAGAUACUCUCCUGCACUUUCGCAAGGUUAAGGAGAUUGUGCCAAACCUUGUUAGAAUACUUAAGACCCUCAUCAUGUCAGGCUAUUCACCAGAGCACGAUGUGUCUGGCGUCAGUGAUCCUUUCCUUCAGGUCAAGAUCUUGCGGUUGCUGAGGAUCUUGGGCAAGUCGGACAUGGACUGCAGUGAGGCCAUGAACGAUAUCUUGGCUCAGGUGGCCACCAACACGGAGACCAGUAAGAACGUAGGCAACGCCAUCCUGUACGAGACUGUCUUGUGCAUCAUGGACAUCAAGUCUGAGAGUGGGCUGCGGGUGCUUGCUAUCAACAUUCUGGGCAGGUUCUUACUGAACAAUGACAAGAAUAUCAGAUACGUGGCUCUUAACACUUUACUAAGGGUUGUACAGAGUGACAUGAAUGCAGUACAGCGACACAGAAGUACUAUAGUGGACUGUCUGAAAGAUCCGGACAUUUCAAUUAAAAAGCGUGCAGUGGAACUAUGCUUUGCCCUCAUCAACUCCAACAACGUCCGCAGCAUGGUCAAAGAGCUCAUCUUCUUCCUGGACAAGACAGACCCAGAGUUCAAGUCGUACACGUCCUCCAACCUCAUCUCCACUUGCGAGAGAUAUGCUCCCAACAAGAGAUGGCAUAUAGACACAAUGAUGCGAGUGCUGACUGGGGCAGGCAACUACGUCCCCGAAGACUCGGUGGCUAGCCUCAUCCAGAACAUCUCCGAGACGUCGAACCUACAUGGCUACAUCGUACAGCAGCUCUACAAAGCCUUGAAAGAGGACAUCAGUCAGCAACCGCUAGCCCAAGUUGCAUCGUGGUGCAUGGGAGAGUACGGCGACCUCUUAGUGGGCGGGGCAAUCGAGGAGGAGGAGCCGGUGCAGGUUUCAGAAGACGAGGCAUUAGACUUGCUAGAGUCUGUUAUUCAAUCUACAUCCUCGACGCAAGUAACCAAAGAGUAUGUUCUCCAGGCUAUCUGUAAGAUCAGUGCACGGUUUACACAUUCAACAGAGCGCAUCAAGAAGAUGACAGCACCUUACACGCAGAGUCUAGAUACCGAGUUGCAACAGAGAUCCGUGGAGUUCAAUGCAUUAGUCACAUCGCAUGACAACAUGAGGUCUGGUUUACUAGAACGAAUGCCUCCCAUGGAGAGGAAAGAAGAGAAGCAGGUUAAUGGUGACGUGAAUGGGGAAAGAGAAGACAGAAAGCCCAUGAAACCACCCAGUGUUCAGCAAGAGAGCAAAGGAUUGUUAGAGCUUCUAGACAAUCCCGGUGCACCUGUUCCUAAUGCAGGCUUCUCGUUAUCACCCACACACAUCCAGAAGACAGAACCUACAUCAAGUGGUGGUGAACUAUUAGACCUGCUCGACACGCUAGACCUGAGUGCCCCAGCACCUGUCACGCCGUCCCUCCAGCCGUUAGCACCCGUGUCCAGCCAGCCUGCACCUGUUAAUAUCAUGGAUGCCCUUGGAACAUUGGAACCGAUGCCCGCCCAGCAACCACAAGCAGACCUGCUUGGAGGUCUGGUCAAUAAUUUCACUGGGCCUUCAAUACCUUCUAUCAUUGCCGUAGAGAAUGCCAAUCUGAAGGUCGAAUUUGCCUUUGAGAGGGAGGCCCCAGAAAGAGUAGCCAUCAUGCUGAAAGCCACCAACCCUACUCCUAACCCAGUCACUAGUUUCCUAUUUCAAGCUGCAGUCCCAAAGACAUUCCAACUCGAACUCUUGACGCCUUCGGGUGACGUGAUCCCGCCCAACAACUCGGGUGCCGUCACACAGACCAUCAAAGUCACCAACCCAACCCGUCAGGCUAUGCGCAUGCGCUACAAGAUGGCUUUCACCAUAAUUGGACAAACCAUCCAAGACCAAGGCGAAGUCAGCAACUUCCCCCCGACCCUGUUCUCAUAGCAGGACGCGGAUUUCUUCCUCCAGCCUUUGUUUCUUUGGCAUAGCUAGGUAGGACGUUAGAUAGUGCAAUUAUGCUGAACCAAGAUCCAACAGCGGUAGAAUCUCUUUGCCCCCUUGGCUUGGAUAAGCUUAAGGGACUCGUCAGCAGCUCCAUCAAAAGGAGGAAUAAGGGGGGACAAUUGCGUUUCGAAUUUUGAAGUAUCAAGGAACAAGGUUGAAUGAGGUUUCCAUUGAUGAGAACCUGAUCGUUUAACUGUAAUUGGCACUGUUGAUUAUUUGGUACUCUGUUAUAGGGAAAAUGAAAGCAGAUUAUGGUGAACACCCUAAUCGUCUAUGAAAGUGGGGGAAUAGGAAGAAAGCUGUUUGAGAUAAUAAUGCACUACCAGCUGCUUAGCAAUUCAGCAGCUGGUGGUAUGUUCAUUCCUUAUUUCGAUGGAGCUGGUAAGGAAUGACAUCGCAUAAAUUUCUUUAAAUACUGCAAAAUAUACAAUACACUCUUGUAAAAAAUAACACCAUGGUUUACUGCUUCACACGUGUAACUGAAAACAUAUUCCUUACAAAACUAAAUUCUCCGAUUUCAGUAUGAUUUUGCACACACCUAUGGAGUAGGGUUAAAGUUAGUUUGAAAACCCGCAUUGGUUUGUUCAAGUUGUGUACAUUUCCCUUUGGGAAAAAUGUGGCUUGCCCGUCAUUGAGAAUUUGACAAACUCCCAUUUAUGUCACAGUUUAAAUCUAGUAUCUGUAAUUCUUAACUGCCCCCUAGUUUGGAACAGCAAGCUAGUGAAGGACUGUUUGGCAUUGCAUUUCACGUACUCAAAUCUGAGAUGGGAUAAAAUUUACUUGUCUUUUAUUCAGUGGUCAUGGUGGUCUGGUUCCUUGAGGGCAACAGAAGUAAUGAACUGAUUCCAAAAUACUUACGUUGGUACCAGACUUCACUGGCACACUCUUCGGAGUAAUCCAUCAGAGUUACUAAUACAUCAACAUAUUAAUGUAAUGGUGAGCUUCAGGUUGAUUGACAGAGAAUUUGGACACCAUCUACUGUGUGACGUUUAAGAAGUUUUCAAAUAUUCCAUUUUUUUUCUUUCCAUUGAAAAGAAAUGCUUGUAAUGUUGACACUGUUUAGUAGGUAUCUUAGAAGAGGUCGCUUGCUUGUCACAAACGUUGCCAGUUAAUUUGUUGUGUAGUCAGCUCAACCUCAACAUAUGACCAGUGGACUAACUUUGGAAGUCCAGGUCACCGAGUUUCUACAAAUGUGGUAAAGUACAGGAAUUAAGAGCUUUUUUACAGUUAAUGAAAUCGUCUCGACAUGCAGAAGUUGUGUCUUUCCUCUAGUGUUUUUGUCUUUCUUUCAUCGGUAUCUGGCAUUUGUCGGUAUAAUUUGGUGCAUUUGACAUACUUUCAUUGGUGAUUCGUGGGUUGAAAUACCAAAAUGUUCAAAUGUGCAAGUGCUGGUUACUGAAUCCCGUUGUGUCCAUAUGUAGGACUAACACCCCCCCCCCCGGGUGUGGGUUUGGCAUGUUUUUUGACACGUUGUUAUAACCUAAAAUUUUUCUUACCUUCAAAGUCCUGUUUGUCCAUUUUUGGGGGUAUUCACCUAAUCACUUUUUAUGCUUUGGAUCAAUUACCUGUCUCCAAGUCAAAGGUUCUGUGACCUGUUUAUCUGUUAAUGUCAUCCAGUUUUGAAAACAAUAGUUCACACACAAAUGUUCCGUGUGUAGCUUCACUUCAGAGACCUGCUUCAACCUCUCAACAACCAGUGACAUGAUACAUGUUACUUGUGUAGCACUGAAGUUGUGUUUUGCUGGUUGUGUAGUUAAUGUAUCAGUCUUUUCACUUCCAUUGCAGAUUUUCUCUCAGUUUUUUAGUAGCCUGAUAUUGUACUCGUAGGUUUACUGUCUCCAUCAAACAAGAGAUCCCCCUGUCUGUUUAGGAGCUGACAGGAAUGAGAUCCAAGACGUUGUGAGGAUUGGGUUGAAAGACAUUUGUAAAAUGAAUAAUUGAAGUGGGACUGAGUUCUUGCCACUUUUUGAAAUGGAAAAAGUGGCCACCUCUCUGCCAAUUUCAAAUUUCUCUCUGGCAGAAAAUUAGUUCUCAAAUUUUUUUUGUUCAUUGCUAGUAUUAAAGCAAGAAUUGGUUGCAGAAUUUAAUGGUAUUGUGGCCUGAUGGAAUAAAUGGUUUGUGAAUCCGUAUCUUGAGUAAAAGAUCUGGUACCAGUACAUUCUUAACCUUGAAUUCUUCAAACUGAAAAAUUGUUACUGAUGUGUAUGAUUCACGGCAAGUAUUCACAAAGCAACCCAAGAGACAAGCAGCCUCCGUGUACUGUCUUUGAAUGGCAAAAAAAGACAAGCCAUUCCUGACAAAACAGCUGAUGUGUGAGGCUUGCUCCCAGAUUCACAUGAUGCAAACAACCAACAGUUUGAGGAAAAAAGAUACUAGACAUUACUUAGAGUUAAGUUACAAAUAGCCUAUACAUCUUGGUGUCUUGAAAGACUUACUUGACCACAAGAUGCUCUGAGUAAUUACCUGUAUGUGUCAAAGUUUAUUUUUUCUGUGUUUAUAGUGUAAUUAGGAUUUGUACGAUGAUACAAAUUGAUGUGAAUGUGAAAUGGCUAUUUUGUAUUGUGUAAAUUCAUUGAUUACUUCAGUAUCCAGGACAGCUAUGAAAUAGCUGUCGGCUACUUGGCCACAUGUAAAUUGCUCAAGUGACUGUCAUUCACUGUUUGUAGUUCAUUCAUGGAAAGAAGCUCCAAUUCUUCAAAUGUCCCACUGUAUACUUUGGGAAGGAUUUGAUAAAUAACACAUUGUAAUCGUGCAGGUUUGGCUUGAAAUACAUUUGUUGGAAUGUA
Molecule: messenger RNA, 5747 nt
Organism: Acanthaster planci (crown-of-thorns starfish)
Lineage: Eukaryota; Metazoa; Echinodermata; Asteroidea; Valvatida; Acanthasteridae
Gene: ap1g1
Product: adaptor related protein complex 1 subunit gamma 1
Biological process (GO): vesicle-mediated transport; intracellular protein transport
Cellular component (GO): AP-1 adaptor complex; membrane coat; Golgi apparatus
Source: RefSeq, a predicted model, not a curated record